GCAGGAAAAUCAUAUAGCCACAAAGUGGAUAUUUUUUCAUUAGGUUUAAUUCUAUUUGAAUUACUUUUUCCUCUGAAAACUUAUAUGGAGAGAGUUCAGACCUUGCUUGGUGUAAAAGAACAGAAAUUUCCAAAUAAUUUCAAAGAAGAGUACCCAGAGGAGUGUAAACUUGUUGAGAAAUUGGUUUCUGCUGAUCCAGAGGAAAGACCUCCUGCUUAUGUGAUCCGAUCCCAUUCCCUGUUUCAAAACAUUCAUCCUCAGACUGAAGUUAUCAUCAGACCCCGACAGAGGACCUUGUCCAGUCGACUCUCUUCAGGUUCUGAAUGUGAUUUACCUUCCCCCGGUCCUAUCAUAUGUUAAGUCUUGAAGAGAGAGACAUUUCACUAUAUUAUUAAGAAUUUGUUUUAUGCAUUUAUUCAUCAUUCAUCAGUAAAUUCAAUGACCAAAUAAUUGUUAAGUUUGUAAAUAAUUUAUGAUAUUGAAGGGGUAUCUUUAAUGUACUGUAUGUUACUGAAAGUAUAGUGCUUAUUCCAUAUUAAAUUUGUGAUAUUCAGAUUUUUGAAUAUAAAAGAAAUAUGUUUACAUAUUAAAUUGAAUUUCCAUUUUAAUCAUUCCAAGUGUUAGCUCCAGUAAAGGAAUAUACAAUUUCCACUUUAACAUAUUAUCAUCUUAAAGUAGUAAUAUAUAAUGUCAAUUAUAAUUUCCAAAUAUAUUUUUGAAGUCUAUAAUUUUUUUAUAUAUUAAAAAUUUUUUUAUAUUUGAUUAUUAUACUGCAAUACAGUGGUGCCAAAACUUUUAAAUUGGCAGGCCAAAUUGCACAUAGUCAUAGUAGGUAGGCAGGCCACAAAUAUUUUGUAUAUCCCAUAUAUACCAAAAUAGGUCUGUUUCUAUCAUAAGUGGUGUGUCAAAUACAUUUUCAGGCCAAAUUUGGCCCCAGGCCCUAGUUUUGGCAUCACUGCUGUAAUAUAUUAAUAAAAAUUUUCACUGUUUGAAUUUUCUAAUUUAUUUAGUUUUAAGCCAUAAAGUAAUAAUUUAACUAUUUUGAAAAUUUAAAAAACCAAUUUUCACAAAAAUGUUGGUUUAUAAACAUUUCUGAACCAUGCUGUCUUCAGCUGUAUUGUCAAACAACAGAAUUUUUUCUAGCACUUAAAAACACUACUGUUUGAAUGCUGCCAAAUGUAUCAUAUAAAUCAUACAUGUAAACCUGAGUGGUUGUAAUUUCAUAAUUAAUAGUAAAAAAUGCCAGUAUUGUAUUUAUCGCAUGUUCACGAGCGAGCGAAAGUGAGUAUAAUUGCGUAUUCUGUAGCAUAUGUCAAUAUGUAGAUAUUUGUAAAUAAAAUGUUAAUAAUAUUUUUAAUUUGGAGUUUUAUUCAGGUAAUUUUACACACAAAACCAGUGCAAAACUUUUUACUUAGUUCACAGAUUACUAAUACAAUAGAACCCCCAAUAAUGCAGAACCUCUGUUAAUCUGAGACAAACCUGCUACAAAUAAGAAUAGUAGUAUUACUUUUAGUGUAUUUGUGACAAAGCUGCCAAUGAAUAAGAAGCAAGUAAAUACUUUUUAUACAGUCAAGGUUGAAAAUACUAGUGUUUGAUGAUGAGGUGACAUUUUUAACUCUCUCCAUCCAUACUAAGAGGGUCUUUGUUCCCUGUCUGUCAUUAUGGGCCUAGUUAAAAAAUUGCAAGGGUGGCUGGAUGGUGAGGGAUAAAUCCAAACAUAUUCAGGAUAAAUCCCAACAUAUUCAGGAUAAAUGAACUACAGAACGUUGUUUUUUAUUAGUUUAAAACAAGGAAGGAACCAAGUUUAGAAGCUACUACAAAAUUUGUUUCUCACAUUGAAGUUAGAUAUUUUAAUGAGUUAAAUUUUAAGAAUAAAAAUGUG
This is a messenger RNA of Centruroides sculpturatus (bark scorpion), 1882 nucleotides long. RefSeq names its product eukaryotic translation initiation factor 2-alpha kinase 3-like. The coding region runs from base 85 to 360 and encodes 91 amino acids. The transcript has 3 exons. NCBI's taxonomy places the organism in Eukaryota, Metazoa, Arthropoda, Arachnida, Scorpiones, Buthidae. The record is from RefSeq and is a predicted model, not a curated record.